Messenger RNA from Mucor velutinosus, 1122 nucleotides. RefSeq lists its product as uncharacterized. NCBI's taxonomy places the organism in Eukaryota, Fungi, Mucoromycota, Mucoromycetes, Mucorales, Mucoraceae. Gene Ontology annotation, molecular function: DNA binding. The coding region runs from base 1 to 1122 and encodes 373 amino acids. Gene Ontology annotation, biological process: DNA integration; DNA recombination. The record is from RefSeq and is a predicted model, not a curated record. The transcript has a single exon.
AUGAUCCACUUUCAUUUCAAACUGACCAAUUAUUUUUUUUAUUGGGCCAACCUUUUUUCGUCGACUGACACAGCCUAUUUCACCACUUUCACCAAUUUCACAACCGAUUUCACAGCCUAUUUCACCAAUUUCACAGCCUAUUUCACCAAUUUCACAACCGAUUUCACCACUUUCACCAAUUUCACAACCGAUUUCACCACUUUCACCAACGUCACAACCGAUUUCACAGCCUAUUUCACCAAUUUCACAACCGAUUUCACCACUUUCACCAAUUUCACAGCCUAUUUCACCACUUUCACCAAUUUCACAGCCUAUUUCACCAAUUUCACAACCGAUUUCACCACUUUCACCAAUUUCACAGCCUAUUUCACCACUUUCACCAAUUUCACAGCCUAUUUCACAGCCUAUUUCACCAAUUUCACAACCGAUUCCAGGUCGAAAGAAAUUUCUCGCAAGAAUUUCUUGAGACCGUCAGAACAAAAUAGGAAAUGUUAUUAUGCCCGUUCUAUUGUUUCUCGAACAACUACUUCUAUCAAGUUAUUACAACAGAAGUUAGUCUUUCUGCUUGCUAUGGCGGCCUUCCUCCGACCCUCUGGCCUAGCUCGUAUCCCGUAUCACUCCUGCUCUAUCACGGAUACUGGCUGUCUUACUUUACAAGUCGUGGCGCCUAAAGAGACUCGUCGCAAACGACGCAUCAUCAAGCCCUUUACGAUCCAUCCGCAUGCGUCCGACAUAGAACUAUGCCCAGUUCAGUGUUUCAAGGCUCUUCGUGCUCACCCUGGUUUGGCGUCUCGUCCUCCUGGUUCACAACUCUUUGUAAAGUCUCAUCUCAUCCAACAGCCCCUAUCGUCUUCAACCAUUUCCUCAUGGCUACAUCGUGACUUUAUUGCACUCUGCACUUCUGAACCUAAUGUUUCCAUCCGUUCACUAGCAUCCUCACGAGCGUUAGAUCUUGGGGUCUCUAGAGACGACAUCGUAACUCUCGGUAAUUGGACUUCCUCCUCAACCUUCGAAAACCAUUACCAACGUAAUCAGAUGGCUCAGGUGGACUUCACAUCAACGGUUCUUUCGGAUUCUCUUGACCAGUUCUUUGAUGCUCAUGAAGACUUUUCUCUGGAUUAG